CAGCCCUCGGCUCGCAAGGUGAUCCAUGGCUCGUUCUUGUUCUUCUGUUCACGGAAAUCGGUAGCCUGCUGCCUCUCUGAAACUUGACUACAUGUUUACAGGGAAAUCAGAGAUAUAUCCCCAUUUCUCCGAUGAGAUGGUGAGAAAGAACUGCUGUUUGUGCCUCGGUUUGGUUGUGAUCUUGACUAUCCUCAACGUGCAGGCUUUUGCUGUGACAGACCCUCUCGACGUCAGAGCACUCCACGAUCUAUAUGGGUCCCUAAAUUACCCAUCGCAGCUGAAAGGAUGGAGAUCGGAUGGUGGGGAUCCGUGCGUGGAGCCAUGGACUGGAGUUGCAUGUUCGGGAUCUUCCGUGCAAUACCUUAAACUUGAUGGCCUGAACUUGAGCGGUGUUCUAGGUGCCGAGCUUUAUAACCUCCGGAGCCUGAGGCUACUGGACGUGAGCUCUAAUGGCAUAUGGGGAGAAAUUCCUCAGAAUUUACCUCCGAACGUCACUCUCUUAAACUUGGCUUGUAACCAUUUGGUCGAGAGCAUUCCUCACUCAUUAGGUUCCCUGAAAAAUUUGAGGCAUCUGAACUUGAGCCACAAUACGCUAUCAGGACCCAUUGGAAAUGUCUUCACGGGGCUGCAAAAUCUGAAAACUAUGGAUCUAUCAUAUAAUAACUUCACUGGGGACCUCCCGAGUUCAUUCGAGUCUCUCAUAAAUCUUGCUGGACUGUUCCUCCAGAAUAACCAGUUUACUGGAGCAGUGACUUUAUUAGCUGACCUCCCCCUGACCGACCUGAACAUUCAAGAUAACCAGUUCAGUGGCGUUAUUCCAAAGAGCUUCCAGAAUAUCCAAAAUCUGUGGUUUGGCAGUAACCAUUUCCAUGCAGCCGGCUCUCCGAUGUGGGAUUUCCCACCGAGUUUGCCCAUUAAAAGGAAUAUAAGUAGCCCCCCGACGAGUCAAUCAACUGCUAUUGGAAACUAUCCCUCGCCUAAGGCCCGUAGGCCCAGGAAGAAAAAGAUGGGUCCUGGGGGAAUCGCCUGCAUUGUCGGCGGAGUAACCUUAGCUGUGAGCUGUGCAGCGUUUCUGAUCGCAAUCCGUAUCCAUCGAACUCGGGCCAUGAAGCCUAAGGGCUUUGGAAGCAGCAGCAGCAGCAGCAGCGGAAGCUCCAUUGAGUCCCAAUCAGAAGGAACAGGAAGAGGAGAAGGGAGCCCAGGUGUCCUGCCCAUCAUAUCUCCUGAUGUUUCUGCCAGUGCAACGUUCUACACGAGAAAGAGCUUCUCCAGAGAGGGUAAAUUCCCACCAUGCGCGAAGCUCUUUACAUUGGAGCAACUUCAGUACGCCACAAAUGGCUUCAGUGAAGAAAGAAUCAUUGGUGAAGGAUCUCUGGGAUCUGUGUACAAAGCUUAUUUUCCGGACGGGAGAAUUCUAGCUGUGAAGGUCAUGAAAAUGGCAUCUUUAUCCUUCAAAGAAGAGGAGCAAGUCUUGGACGUGAUUUUCAUGGCAUACAAACUGAGGCAUCCAAACAUUGUGCAACUUGUUGGGUAUUCUAUAGAGCAUGGACAACAUAUCCUAGUCUAUGAAUACAUCAGGAGCUUGUCCCUCGAGGAUGCACUGCACAGCGGAAUUUACAGGCCUCUUCCGUGGAGUUUGCGUUUUCAAAUCGCACUUGGAGUUGCUCAGGCACUAGAGUACAUGCACUCGAAAGUCUCACCUCCUAUUGCUCACAACAAUAUAAAGGCAGGGAAUAUCUUGCUUGAUGGAGAGCUCAGGCCCCUUGUUUGUGAUUCCGGGCUUGCUGUUCUGAGACCGCUUACAAGUAACAGUGCCAAGCUCAAGGCAUCUGAGAUGGCCAUUGGAGAUUCAGGCUACAUUGCACCAGAAGAUGGGCAACCGGGGAUUGAAAAGACGAAGAGCGAUGUUUAUGCCUUUGGAGUGCUGCUCUUGGAGCUGCUUACUGGGACAAGACCCUUCGACAUUUCAACGCCGAGGGAAGAGAACUCUCUGGUGAAAUGGGCUUCGUCCCGGCUUCAUGACCUUGAAUAUCUGGAACAGAUGGUUGAUCUCGGGAUUAAAGGGACAAUCAACUUGAGGGUGCUCUCGCGCAUAGCUGAUAUCAUCUCACGUUGUUUACAGCCUGACUACGGAUUCCGACCGCCUAUGUCUGAUGUGGUGGAAUCGCUAGUAUGCCUUCAGCAGAAGCUCAACAAGGCUGAAGAUGGCAAUGAACGUGAACUACAAGACAAGUCUUUCAGGUCAACGUAUACCCGCUUCUUUGGCUCACCCACAAGCCAUUUCUCGACCGAGCUUUGAGUGGUGUGACUAAAACUAGCUGCUUCUGUUGUCAAUCAACUUCAUGGUGCUCUGUUGCGGUUCUUUUGCCGAAAUCAGUUUUGAGAUUUUCUGUGAAGACAACUCUGAUGAAGAAAGCACUCAUGAGUCUGCUAGUCUCAUUCAUGUCCUACAUCAUUAAAAGUGAGGUUUCAU
Molecule: messenger RNA, 2473 nt
Organism: Punica granatum (pomegranate)
Lineage: Eukaryota; Viridiplantae; Streptophyta; Magnoliopsida; Myrtales; Lythraceae
Source: RefSeq, a predicted model, not a curated record